Messenger RNA from Saprolegnia parasitica CBS 223.65, 1538 nucleotides. RefSeq lists its product as hypothetical. Gene Ontology annotation, biological process: SCF-dependent proteasomal ubiquitin-dependent protein catabolic process. The coding region runs from base 275 to 1447 and encodes 390 amino acids. The record is from RefSeq and is a predicted model, not a curated record. Gene Ontology annotation, cellular component: SCF ubiquitin ligase complex. NCBI's taxonomy places the organism in Eukaryota, Oomycota, Saprolegniomycetes, Saprolegniales, Saprolegniaceae. The transcript has 2 exons.
GCCCGCGACAGUAAACAGUCUCCAAGUCAACGAAGCAGCGGCAAGUCGCGCUCCGUUCACCUACCGCACUACACGCGUCCAAGGUCCCUCCCGCAGAGACCCACAGAUCGUCGUAGCGUUACCCUCCGAACGCUCGCCCACGCCGUCUCUACCUGCUUUAUGCUCAAGGACUGCCCGCAACACCAGUGGAUCACCGCCCGUAGUCACGAAACCCGCGCCGUCUCCUGUCAACACACGUAAGCGCCUGACGACAACGUAUCGAAGAAGAAUCAACAUGAGCGACGGACGCCUGUCCGCCGCCGCCGAGGGCGAUGGCUUCGCGGCCUUGAGCUCGGCGACGCUCGCCCACGUCCUCGGCUACCUCGACGUGCGCGACAAGGUGCGCUUCUUGAGCACGAGCCGCACGAAUGCCCGCGAGCCUCUGGUACGUCGCAUGCAGUCGUUUUGCGGCGCCUGCGACGCGUGCAAGGCCAAGACCGAGUACCUCUGCGCGUCGUCCCGCGAGCGCGUCUGGACCGCCGAGACGUGGGCCAGCAUCUUCCAGCGAUUUGGCCGCGGAAUCGAAGAGCUGCACCUCGUUGGCUGCGACGGUAUCGAGCCGAGUGUCUUUGAAUCGCCCGAGGCCCUGGCAAUGCUGCAGAACAUUGUCGUCCUCCGUCUCGAGCGCUGCGCGAAUUUGCCCGUCGCGUCGAUCGCAAAGCUUGCCCAGUUUUGCACGCGGCUCCGUGAAGUGCGCCUCCAUGAUCUUGGCAUUGAUGACGCGACCGUGUCUGCGAUCGUCUCGGCGAACGCGUCGACCUUGCGCGUCCUCGACCUCCAGGGCUGCCAUGCGAUUACAGGCACUUGUUUGAACGCAGUCGGUGGCUCGGCCGUCGAAGAUCUUAGCCUCCAGAACUGCCACAACGUUGCAAUGACGCAUUUGGAGGCCGCGGCGCCGCUUUGCGGCCACAUGAAGCGCCUCAACUUGCGUUUUUGCCACAAGGUGACCGACAGUGUCGUGGCUUGUAUUGCAAAGCACAUGCCGCUGCUCGAAGACGUCAACCUGCGCUACUGCUACAAGAUGACGGACGCUGCCGUCUCGGCGCUCUGCGCGGGCACGCCCAAGCUCCGGAGCUUGAACUUGUCGCAGUGCUGGCGACUCACGGACGCGGCAAUCUGGGAGCUCGCCAAAUCGCUCUCGUUGCUGAAAGAGCUCCGGCUCUGGGGCUGCAUGAAGCUCACGUCGUCGUCCGUCGUCGCGUGCUUGACGCUGCCGAGCCUGACGCUUGUCGACAUUCGCAGCCGUGACAAGCUCGAGGCGGUCAUUGGAGGCUUUUCGACCGUCAAGCACGUCAUGGAGAGCCACCGGUCGACGUUGCUCAAGUGGGAGCAGAGCGGCGACAAGGUCGGCGUCUUCCACCGCAAGGCCUUUGUGCCCCAGCGUGCGCAAGUGCUCCAGCGCUGCUAAUGCGAUGCAUAUUCAUUGACCGGCUUGAAAUUGGCGACGUGCCUUGUAUAUUUUGAUGGAUAACACAAAUUCAUGUCAUCUUGCAUAUCGU